CACAAACAGACAAGCACUAAUGCGACGCCAUUGAGUUAGAAGGGGUUCAACGUGCAAUUUUAGUCUUUUAAUUUCUAUUGCUCUUUUUGAGUUGAAACUCUGUUUAGUUAGCAAUGUGUACGAAAAUGAGAACAUUUCAUCCUUUGGCUAAAAGAGAACUGAAAACGGAGGGGUUUACUGUGAAAUCCACCAUGAAGAAUUCAGUGGUGAGUGUGGUGGGCCCUCCAGCUGCAGGGGCUUUCAGAGAGAGGCCAGCUAAACCCACUGCCUUCCGUAAGUUCUAUGAGCGUGGAGACUUUCCCAUCGCACUGGAACAUGACUCUAAAGGCAACCGCAUCGCAUGGAAGGUGGAGAUCGAAAAACUGGACUACCAUCACUACCUCCCGCUGUUCUUUGACGGACUGUGCGAGACAGUUCACCCCUAUGAGUUCUUCGCUCGACAGGGCAUCCAUGACAUGCUGGAGCAUGGUGGCAGUAAGAUCCUGCCUGUUAUUCCACAGCUCAUCAUACCCAUCAAAAAUGCUCUCAACACAAGGAGCAGGCAGGUCAUCUGCACCACGCUGAAGGUUCUGCAGCACCUGGUUGUAUCAGCAGAUAUGGUGGGUGAGGCACUAGUCCCGUACUACAGACAGAUCCUCCCCAUCCUGAACAUCUUCAAGAACAUGAACAAAAACUCAGGUGACGGUAUUGACUACAGCCAGCAGAAGAGGGAGAACAUCGGAGACCUGAUUCAGGAGACGCUGGAGGUGUUUGAACGCUACGGGGGCGAGGACGCCUUCAUCAACAUCAAAUACAUGGUGCCCACCUACGAGUCCUGCCUUCUCAACUAAAUGGAAUGGAGAACUCACUCACAAACACACAAACACAGUCUUAUACAAACAUGUAAACACACCCACCUUAUGUUACAAACCUAAUUUUGGACUUUAUUAAAGUCAUAAUGCAGAUGUUAUGAGUCUGUGCACAACGGCUGUCUGUAUUAGAGAAGACACACACACACACAGCUUCCUGUGAAUAUAAACAGACACAGGUAGCUCAGGGGCCAAUAAAUCUCUCGACUGCAACUAACCUGCAUUUCAUUUUCAUUCUGUAAGGAAUUAUCAAAAGAGAAAGGCAGAAAAUGCGC
Molecule: messenger RNA, 1123 nt
Organism: Sinocyclocheilus anshuiensis
Lineage: Eukaryota; Metazoa; Chordata; Actinopteri; Cypriniformes; Cyprinidae
Product: parkin coregulated gene protein homolog
Exons: 5
Coding region: 114-830 (238 amino acids)
Cellular component (GO): vesicle; cytosol; neuron projection
Molecular function (GO): Hsp70 protein binding; Hsp90 protein binding
Source: RefSeq, a predicted model, not a curated record